AUGUGGCAGCGAUACCAAAGUGAAAUUCAAUGCAUACAAAAUCUGAAGAUUCCCCGACGACUCACCACAGAAAGAGAAACUCAGUAUGAACUCCACGUCUUCUCAGACAGUUCCGAAAAGGGUUAUGCGGCCGCAGUCUACCUACGCUGCGAUUCCGGAAACCACGUGUUUUCCAACCUCGUCACGGCCAAAUCCAAGGUGUCAUCUCUGAAACGAGUGACUAUUCCACGGUUAGAAUUGUGCGGUGCAGUGUUGGCAGCUCAACUGUUGCAUUAUGUCUAUGAACUUCUCAAACAACUACUAUCUAUCAACGCCAUGCACGCCUGGACUGAUUCAACGACCACUCUCGCCUGGAUUCAAUCAUCUCCACAUCGCUGGGCUACGUUUAUUGCAAACAGAACUAGCCAAAUCCAGAGCCUCACACCACCAUCACUCUGGCGAUAUGUUCCAACCAGCGAAAAUCCAGUAGACUGCGCAUCUCGUGGACUCUACCCUUCUGAACUUCUGAAACAUCCAAUGUGGUGGAAUGGACCUGCGUUCCUGGUCCAAGAUCACAGUACAUGGCCCUUAUGUUCUGCUGCGGCCGUCACAGACCUUGAAGCACGAACCACAGUCCUCGUGAUAACCCCGACCAGCACCAUUUUCGACCGCCUCUUCUGUCGAAUUUCGUCAUUACAAAAGAUCAUUCGCAUCAUCGCAUAUUGUAAACGAGUUUUUGCGAACAUCAAACCCAACAGAAUCGAACCAACAACCACUGAACUAAGUCACGCACUGGAGGUCAUUAUACUCGCCGUACAAAGCCAAGCAUUCGGUGACGAACUUACGCAGCUCCGCGAUCCUACUCACAAAGGCGCUAACAAAUUACGUGGCUUAAAUCCAUUUGUUGAUAACCGUGGAAUCCUUCGAGUUGGAGGUCGUCUGGUCCACGCUGAUCUUCCGUAUGAGCAGAAGCACCCUAGUCUUCUGCCGAGGACACAUCGAUUUACUCACUUGCUAAUUGACGACACUCACCGUCAACACAACCACCCGGGGGCUAAAACACUACAAGCCAUCAUCCAGCAACAGUAUUGGAUUGUAGUCAGUCGCCAAGUAAUUAAAUCUCGUUUACGUCACUGUAUUGCCUGCUACCGAAUUCGUCCCCGAGGAGUCCAGCCCAUAAUGGGAAAUUUGCCAAAAUUCCGUUUACAGCAAAUAAAACCAUUCACCGCAGUCGGGGUCGACUAUGCUGGUCCAAUCACGUUAAAACCAUCAAAAACACGCAGCACUGUACCAUGCCAAGCCUACAUAUGCCUCUUCGUCUGUAUGGCAACCAAAGCGCUACAUCUUGAACUCGCCUCAGACUUGUCCACAGAAACUUUUCUGAUGGCCUUUAGUCGUUUCAUUUCACGCCGAGGCCCAGUACAACAGAUGCACAGUGACUGUGGAACCAACUUUGUAGGUGCCUCCAAGUUGUUUGAAAUAGUUGAUAAAUUCACACAAUCCACUGAACACCAGGAAAAGUGUAGGAACUUUCUCACAGCGCGGAACAUCAGCUGGCACUUCAAUCCACCAUCCGCACCUCACUUCGGGGGUCUUUGGGAGGCUGGAGUGAAGUCAACAAAAACACUGAUUCACAGAACGAUUGGUCUCCAUCGACUCAAGUACGAAGAACUCAGUACCCUUUUAACGCGGAUCGAAGCCACACUAAACUCACGGCCAUUAAGUGCACUCAGUCCUGAUCCAUUGGACUUCGAUGCACUAACGCCCAGUCAUUUUCUUACACUGAUGCCCACCACUUCAACCGUCGAUCCGAACUUAGAUAACAUACCAACGUCACAUUAUAAACGCUGGAAACUCAUUUCGGAACUCCACACACACUUUUGGAAACGUUGGAAAAACGAAUAUCUACAGACUCUCCAGCUUCGAUCAAAAUGGUCAACCGGUCAAAAGAACCUAACGGUCGACACAUUGGUCCUUAUUCGAGAACCAACUCCUCCGUUGUGCUGGAAGCUUGGCCGGAUCACAGAAGUACAUCCAGGACAAGAUGGUGUCGUCAGGGUAGCCACCGUCAAGACUGCAACCGGGCUACUCAAACGUCCAACGGUCAAACUCUGUCCUUUGCCAAUAUGUUGA
Messenger RNA from Acyrthosiphon pisum (pea aphid), 2112 nucleotides. RefSeq lists its product as uncharacterized. Gene Ontology annotation, molecular function: nucleic acid binding. NCBI's taxonomy places the organism in Eukaryota, Metazoa, Arthropoda, Insecta, Hemiptera, Aphididae. The record is from RefSeq and is a predicted model, not a curated record. Bases 1 to 2112 code for a protein of 703 amino acids. The transcript has a single exon. Gene Ontology annotation, biological process: DNA integration.